Messenger RNA from Lachancea lanzarotensis, 1305 nucleotides. RefSeq names its product LALA0S02e01904g1_1 (gene OSH6). The coding region runs from base 1 to 1305 and encodes 434 amino acids. The record is from RefSeq and is a predicted model, not a curated record. Gene Ontology annotation, molecular function: sterol binding. NCBI's taxonomy places the organism in Eukaryota, Fungi, Ascomycota, Saccharomycetes, Saccharomycetales, Saccharomycetaceae. Gene Ontology annotation, cellular component: cytosol; cortical endoplasmic reticulum; intracellular membrane-bounded organelle. The transcript has a single exon.
AUGCCUUUAAAUGUUAUGAAGGGAAAGAUGGCAGCUGGACCAGCCACUAAUGCAUCACCAGCUAACGCCUCGAGCAAACCUGUGGUAGACACUGACGAUAUCGACGAAAAUGACGAAUCGGGGCAGAGUAUCUUGCUAGGGAUUAUUUCACAGCUCAAGCCCGGCUGUGAUCUUUCAAGGAUCACUUUGCCGACUUUCAUUUUGGAAAAGAAGUCCAUGCUUGAGAGAAUCACAAACCAACUUCAAUUCCCGGAUAUACUGUUGAGUGCCCAUGAGGAAAAGGAUGAGCUCGAGAGAUUCGUCAAGGUAGUUAAAUGGUACCUUUCCGGCUGGCAUAUUGCCCCGAAGGCUGUGAAGAAACCUUUAAAUCCUGUGCUUGGUGAAUACUUCACUUGUUAUUGGGAUCUCCCCAAUAAGCAGCAAGCUUUUUAUUUUUCCGAACAAACCAGCCACCAUCCACCUAAAUCUUCGUACUUUUACAUGAUUCCCGAGUCGAAUAUAAGGGUUGAUGGCACGACCAUACCAAAAUCCAAGUUUUUGGGAAAUUCCACGGCAGCAAUGAUGGAGGGGCUUACUGUACUUCAGUUUCUAGACAGAAAGGGCCCCAAUGGUAAACCGGAAAAGUACACUUUAAGCCAGCCAAACAUGUAUGCGAGAGGAAUUCUUUUUGGUAAAAUGAGGAUAGAACUCGGGGACCAUAUGAUCAUCAAGUCUGAAAAGUAUAAAGUGGAUAUCGAAUUCAAAACGAAAGGAUUUAUCUCUGGAACCUACGAUGCUAUUGAAGGCGUUGUAAAGGAUCACGCAGGAAGUGAGUUUUAUGAGAUUACAGGUAAAUGGAACGAUGUCAUGUACAUUAAAGAUCUGAAGAAGAGAAGUGCAAAGACCGUUUUGUUCGACGCUACUAAAACACAACCACUGAAACCCCAGGUGCGCCCAAUUGAGGAACAGGGCGACUUCGAGUCGAGAAAACUUUGGAGUAAGGUGACGGCCGCGCUGGCGAAACAAGAUCACACCACAGCUACGGAUGAGAAAUUCGCUAUUGAGGACGAGCAGCGCCAGCUAGCGAAAAAAAGAUCCGAGGAAGGCUCACAGUUCCACCCCAAGCUUUUCAGACCGGCCGAACCUGGUGAUGACUUGGAAUAUUAUAUCUACAAGAAUAUACCAUCGGACGGUACUCAUGAAGAUCAAAUAAGGGCAAUUUUAGAAAUUGCUCCCGUCCUGCCAGGUCAGCAAUUCACGGAUAAGUUUGGUGUACCAGGGCACGAGAAACAUCAAAUUCAAAAACAGGUAGAAACGGCAGACUGA